GUGAAGACGGUCAACGACUGCGUCGGCGAGGCCGUUACCAAUGCCGUCGCGAAUCUCGCGGAGGGUGAAAUUCUGCUGCUCGAGAACCUGCUUUUCCAUGCUGGGGAGAAGGCGAACGACGCCGAUUUCGCGCAGCAGCUUGCGGCCAACGCGGACCUCUAUGUCAACGAAGCGCUGAGACUGGCGAGCGAUGAACACGCGUCCACGGUCGCCGUGACCAAGUAUACCAAGUCCGUUGCUGGGCUCGCGCUAGCGAAGGAGCUGGACUAUUUGGUUGGAACCAUCUCUGCGCCCCAGCGGCCGAUGAUGGCCGUCGUGGGUGGAUCUAGGCUUUCCUCCAAGAUUACCUUGCUGGAGAGUCUUCUUGACAAAUGCGAUGUCAUUCUGCUGGGCGGCGGCUUGAUCUUUACGUUCUACAAGGCGCAAGGCUUAUCGAUCGGAAGCUCGACCUGCGAGGAGUCUCAGAUUGGCCUGGCGGCCAGUUUCCUUGAGAAGGCGAAGGCAAAGGGCGUGGAGGUGGUCUUGCCCACAGACGUCAAUAUCGCCGAUAAAUUCGACGCCAAUGCCAACACCCAGAUGGUGCCAAUAACAGCCAUUCAGGACGGCUGGAUGGGUCUGGACCUCGGAGAUGACACUAUCAAGUCGUUUUCUUAUAAGCUCUCUGAUGCCAAGACCAUAUUCUGGAACGGCACCAUGGGUGUCAACGAAUUUCAUAAAUUUGCGGGUGGAACCAAUGCCAUGAUUUCGAAGCUCGCAGAAAUGACAGAACGUGGUGCCACGACCAUCAUCCUAGGCCGUGACACGGUGGCAGCAGUGGAACAAGCAGGACUGGCUGGCAAGAUGACCCAUGUGUCUACAGGUGACACCGCGGGAUUGGAUCUGGUGGAGGGUAAAGUGCUCCCUGGCGUGGCUGCCCUUGACGAUGCAUGA
Molecule: messenger RNA, 930 nt
Organism: Closterium sp. Naga37s-1
Lineage: Eukaryota; Viridiplantae; Streptophyta; Zygnematophyceae; Desmidiales; Closteriaceae
Source: the annotation of a GenBank genome assembly